Messenger RNA from Anopheles stephensi (Asian malaria mosquito), 785 nucleotides. RefSeq lists its product as uncharacterized. The transcript has 2 exons. Bases 83 to 697 code for a protein of 204 amino acids. NCBI's taxonomy places the organism in Eukaryota, Metazoa, Arthropoda, Insecta, Diptera, Culicidae. The record is from RefSeq and is a predicted model, not a curated record.
UCGGCAGUGGCUCGCAUUACACUCGAGGCUAACCACUGAAGCACAACCACCACCACACCACCACCGUAGAACGCAUCGUAAAAUGGCAGCCCGAUCACAGUUCCAUUCGCUGCUGCUAGUGGCGCUGGUGCUCGUCUCGAUUCUCGGCACACAGUAUGGUGCCCGUGCCGCCAUACUGACGCGUGCCAUCGAAGCGCAGAAAUCGCUGGUCGAGCGGGAGGAACAGGCACUCCAGGAGGCGAAAGAUCAGGUUUAUCGGACGGCCCAAAACGCGAUGGACGUGUCACGGGAUGCCGUAUCGAACGUGGCCGAACAGCUCCGGUAUGUGGUCGGCUACCCGUGGCGGGUGGCAAGUGAAGCACUGGAGAAACCGAAACUGUACGCAAAGUACAUGCUGUACAAGGCAUCGAAUGCGCUGAACGCCGAACCUGUGACGACGUCCGUGCCGGUGGUGCUGGAGAAAGAGUACACCUCGCAAGCGCCGGAGACGGUUGAGAUGGAAAUGUUCCCACAGCUGAUUUCCGGUUUGCGAUCGCUGUUUAACCCGGAACCCGCGGAACCGAACAAGGAUCUUCCUAAGCCGAGCCCCUACAUCGAGGUGAUUGAAAUUAAGCAGAAGCCGUCGGAGGUGCCAGUCCCACAGCCCGCUAUGAGCGAGAUCGAUAAGGAGCCGCCGAAGGAAGUUCUCCAGAUUUAGGAGCAGAAAGCAUACCAUUAGACGCUUAAUCGGCAAUCUUAACUUAUCAACAACAUUUUCGCUUAAUAAACACCACAGUCGUAAGGAA